This is a messenger RNA of Elephantulus edwardii (Cape elephant shrew), 3759 nucleotides long. It is a transcript of the gene ADAMTS16, whose product is annotated as ADAM metallopeptidase with thrombospondin type 1 motif, 16. Gene Ontology annotation, molecular function: metalloendopeptidase activity. Gene Ontology annotation, biological process: extracellular matrix organization; proteolysis. Bases 1 to 3759 code for a protein of 1252 amino acids. The transcript is spliced from 23 exons. NCBI's taxonomy places the organism in Eukaryota, Metazoa, Chordata, Mammalia, Macroscelidea, Macroscelididae. Gene Ontology annotation, cellular component: extracellular matrix. The record is from RefSeq and is a predicted model, not a curated record.
AUGCAGCCCGUCGUGACCUCCACGGGGGCGCAGGGCCGGCAGUGGGCUCAGGGCGCCGGGGUCUCGCAGGGCGGCCGGGUCAUGCGGGCGCGGGGCUGCGCGGCGCUCGGGGUGAUGCUGCUCCUGGCGCAGGUGGGCGCGCAGGCACCUGUUUGCGCCCUGGCAGCCGAAGCGACAACUCCAGGUACCCCGAGCUCCCCCCUUCAUCCUUCGCCCGCAGAGCGCUGGGACUGGGUGCAAGGAGCAGAAUACGACUUCGUCUCUGCCUACGAGGUUGACCGGAAUGGGGAUUAUGUGUCCCAUGAAAUCGCGCACCACCAGCGGAGGAGGAGAGCAGUUGAGGGGGAUUCUCUACACAUUCGGCUGAGAGGCUUUGGGCAAGACUUCCACAUGGAUCUGAAAACGUCCAGCAACUUGGUGGCUCCCGGGUUCAUCAUCCAGACCCUGGGAAAGGGAGGCACGAAGUCUGUGCAGACGAUGGCCCCGGAGGAGUUCUGCUUCUAUCAGGGCUCCCUGAAGGCCCUCAAAAACUCUUCAGUGGCCCUUUCCACUUGCAAAGGUUUGUCAGGCAUGAUAAGAACCCCAGAAGCGGAUUACUUCUUGAAACCACUGCCUUCAUACCUCACAGGGAAGCUCAAUGUCUCUGCCCGGGGUGGACCGCACUCCCACAUCCUGUACAAGAGAGCUGCGGAGCCCCGGUCACACAGGGGGAAUGAGAUCAUGAUGAUCCAGAGGCGGCGAGAACUGGACAGUCUCCAUCACUCUCAGCAAGACCACCAACGUCCUCACGCUGGCUCGAAAGCCAAGCACCCAGACAAGCAGCAUUUCUGUGGAAGGCGCAAGAAAUACAUGCCGAAGCCCCCCCAAGAAGACCUGUUCAUCCUUCCCGAUGAGUACAAGUCCUCUGUCCGGCUGAAGCGUGCCCUUCUGAAAUCACACAGAAAUGAAGAGCUGAAUGUGGAGACCUUGGUGGUGGUUGACAAGAAGAUGAUGGAAAGCCAUGGUCAUGAAAACAUCACAACCUACGUCCUGACGAUACUUAACAUGGUGUCUGCUUUAUUCAAAGAUGGAACGAUAGGAGGGAAUAUCAACAUUGCCAUCGUAGGGCUGAUUCUUCUAGAAGAAGAACAGCCAGGGCUUGUGAUAAGUCACCAUGCUGACCACACGUUGAGCAGCUUCUGCCAGUGGCAAUCUGGAUUGAUGGGCAAAGAUGGGACUCGCCACGACCAUGCCAUCUUACUGACCGGUCUGGACAUCUGCUCCUGGAAGGACGAGCCUUGUGAUACUUUGGGAUUUGCACCCAUAAGUGGAAUGUGCAGCAAAUACCGUAGCUGUACAAUCAACGAAGACUCGGGUCUCGGGCUGGCCUUCACCAUUGCUCAUGAGUCCGGACACAACUUUGGCAUGGUACACGAUGGGGAAGGCAACAUGUGCAAGAAGUCCGAGGGCAACAUCAUGUCACCCACUUUGGCUGGACGCAAUGGGGUCUUCUCCUGGUCACCCUGCAGCCGCCAGUACCUGCGCAAAUUUCUGAGCACUUCUCAAGCCGUCUGCCUUGCUGACCAGCCGAAGCCUGUGAAGGAAUACAAGUAUCCGGAGAAGUUGCCGGGGGAGCUUUAUGACGCUAACACCCAGUGCAAGUGGCAGUUUGGAGAGAAAGCCAAGCUCUGCAUGCUCGACUUUAAAAAGGACAUCUGUAAAGCCCUGUGGUGUCAUCGGAUUGGAAGGAAAUGCGAGACUAAAUUUAUGCCGGCAGCAGAAGGCACUAUUUGUGGGCAUGACAUGUGGUGCCGUGGAGGACAGUGCGUGAAAUACGGCGACAAAGGCCCACAGCCCACCCAUGGCCAUUGGUCGGCCUGGUCUCCCUGGUCCCCUUGUUCCAGGACCUGUGGGGGAGGGGUCUCUCACAGAGACCGCAGCUGCACAAAUCCCAGGCCAUCUCAUGGAGGGAAGUUUUGUGAGGGCUCUACUCGCACCUUGAAGCUUUGCAACAGUCAGGAAUGUCCUCACAACAGCUUGGAUUUCCGAGCUGUGCAGUGCGCAGAGUACAACAGCAAAGAGUUCAGAGGCUGGCACUACAAGUGGAAGCCCUACACCCAAGUAGAAGAUCAGAACUUAUGCAAACUCUACUGUAUCGCAGAAGGAUUUGAUUUCUUCUUUUCUUUGUCAAAUAAAGUCAAAGAUGGGACCCCAUGCUCGGAGGAUAGCCGUAAUGUUUGUGUAGAUGGGAUAUGUGAGAGAGUUGGCUGUGAUAAUGUCCUUGGGUCAGACGCCACCGAAGAUGCCUGUGGUGUGUGUAAGGGAAAUAACUCAGAUUGCACGAUUCACAAAGGACUCUACACCAAGCAGCACCACACAAACCAGUAUUAUCAGAUGACCAUCAUUCCCUCGGGAGCCCAGACUAUCCGCAUCUAUGAAAUGAACACAUCCACCUCCUACAUUUCUGUGCGCAAUGCCUUCAAGAAAUAUUACCUGAAUGGACACUGGACUGUGGACUGGCCAGGCCGAUACAAAUUUGCCGGUGCUGCUUUCAACUACAGACGGCCUUACAACCAGCCAGAGAGUCUGACCUCAGCUGGCCCAACCAAUGAAACCCUGAUUGUGGAGCUUCUAUUCCAGGGGAGGAACCCUGGCAUUGUCUGGGAAUAUGCAGUGUCUCAUCUGAAGGGUGACAAGGAUCCUAGUCCCCAGCCCAGCUACUCAUGGGUCAUUGUCAGAUCACAGUGUUCUGUCUCCUGUGGCGGCGGACAGAUGACCACGAAAACAAGCUGCUACCAAGACCUGAAGGUGCAAGUGAACGCAUCCUUCUGCAACCCCAAGACACGACCUACCACGGGGAUGGUGUCUUGCAAAAUCUCUGCCUGUCCUCCCAGCUGGUCUGUCGGGAACUGGAGUGUCUGCAGCCGGACCUGUGGUGUUGGGGCUCAGAGCCGACCUGUCUGGUGCAUGCAGCGGGCCCGCUACCGAGAGGAGCCAGUCUCAGCCAGCCUGUGUCCUCAGCCCAUGCCCAGCAGCAGACAGGCCUGCAACCCCCAGAGCUGCCCACCUGCCUGGAGCACUGGGCCCUGGGCAGAGUGCUCCCGAACCUGCGGGAAAGGCUGGAGGAAGAGGUCUGUGGCCUGUAAGAGCACCAACCCAUCUGCCAGGGCGCAGCUGUUGCCUGACGCCGUCUGCACGUCUGAACCCAAGCCCAGGACUCAUGAGGCGUGUCUGCUGAGACGCUGCCACAAACACAAGAAGCUGCAGUGGCUGGUGUCUGCCUGGUCCCAGUGCUCAGUUACGUGUGACGGGGGAAUUCAGACGAGAUUCCUGAGAUGUGCAGAGAAGUUUGUUUCUGGAAAGUACCGAGAGCUGGCCUCCAAGAAGUGCGUGCAGCUGCCCAAGCCAGACCUGGGGCUCCAGCGUGCCUGUGCCCCAUCUCCCUGCGCCAAGUAUCCCCUGUACCCGCCUGCAGGCCCUCCAAGACCCGCCUGGGUCACUUCACCCUGGUCUCAGUGCACAGCCACAUGUGGGGGCGGCGUGCAGACCCGGUCAGUGCACUGUCGGCUGGGGGGCCAGCUGGCCAGCGGCUGCAACCCCCACCAGAAGCCCUCAGACUCCCUGGCCUGCAACACCCACUUCUGCCCCAUCGCCGAGAAGGAAGAUGCCUUCUGCAAAGACUACUUCACCUGGUGCCACCUGGUGCCCCAGCACGGCGUGUGCAGCCACCGCUUCUACGGCCCACAGUGCUGCCGGUCCUGCUCCAAGUCUAACCUGUGA